This is a messenger RNA of Symbiodinium necroappetens, 306 nucleotides long. Lineage: Eukaryota; Dinophyceae; Suessiales; Symbiodiniaceae. The record is from the annotation of a GenBank genome assembly.
AUGCAAAUCCAGAUCAACACCUCCAAUUUCGAUCACUCCGACGCCCUUGACGCGCACGUCCGCGAGACCCUCGAGCGCACCGUCGGUCGCUUCGGCGAACGCGUCACGCGGUACGAGGUCCACCUCUCGGAUCUCAACGGCCAGGCGAAGGCCGGGCCGGACGACAAGCGCUGCCUCAUCGAGGCGCGCCCCGCGGGGCGUGACCCGCUCGUCGUCGAGGACCGCGCGGGCGAUUUCUACGACGCGAUCACCACGGCCGCGGAGAAGAUGCGGACGUCGCUUGAGCGCCGGCUCGAGCGCACGUAA